UUCAAUUUUUUCGUAUUAUCCUCUCAAUCGAGUGAACUCGGAGAAGACCGGUUCCGCCAGAAACCCUGUAAGUGCGAUUCUAAAACCCUAAUCUUAAAAUUUUCCCCCAAUUCUUCAUUCUAUAGCAAUGUUUCGUUCUCUACGCACUAAAUUGAUUCGAAAUAGGAUCAUCAAUGGAGUAGAUUCAAAACCCCUUUGUGUACAAAACCCUUGUUUUAUUCUUCUUCAUCAUGUCAAGGUUAGAUUUGUUUCUUCAUCUUCAUCAUUUGUAGUUUGUUACUUGAUGAAUUCAUGUGGGUUAACUGAAAAACAAGCUCUCUCUGCUUCUAAGAAACUUAAUUUCAAAACCUCAUCGAAACCAGACACUGUUCUUACUUUCUUUCAAGAUUACGGGUUCACUAAACCCGACAUCUCCAAAAUCAUUACCAGGGAGCCAGUCAUCCUUUCACUUGAUGCUCGUAAAACCCUUAAACCCAAACUUGAUUACUUCAAUUCUAAAGAGAUCUCUAGACUUGAGAUCAUCAAGUUAUUAUCUACUAACUCAACCGUUCUAACAAGAAGUUUACAAAAUCAUAUCAUUCCUUUUUUCAAUUUCAUCAAAAACAUCGUUGGUACCGAUAGAUAUACAUGCAUUGUUUUCCGGAGAACGAUGUUUCCUCCUGUGGGUUUCAUUGAGAAAAUGAAGCUCAACUUACAGGUUUUGAGAGAUGAAGGUGUUCCUCAAUCAAAGAUUGUCAAGUUUCUAAUCAGUCACCCGAGAUCACUAUGCACUGGCAAAUUCAAGGACAUUAUACAAGAAAUUAAGGGUAUGGGUUUUGAUCCACACAAAUAUGCAUUUACUAGUGCUAUUCAUGCUUUGUCUGCGAUGAGUAAAUCGACUUGGGAAAUGAAGUUGAAUGUUUUCAGGAAAUGGGGUUGGUCGGAUUCUCAAAUUCAGAAUGCAUUUAUAUUUCAUCCUCAGUGUAUGAAGCACUCUGAGAAGAUGAUAUCGGCGAAAAUGGAUUACCUUGUAAAUCAAAUGGGUAUUAGUUCACCGCUUAUUGCCAGAUGCCCUGUGAUUCUGAAUUAUAGCUUGGAGAAGAGGAUUAUACCUAGGUGUUCAUUUUAUCAAAGUUUAGUCUCCAAGGGUCUCAUUGAGAAGGAUAAAAUUAGAAUAUCUUCACUUUUAUGCAUAACUGAGAAGUCUUUCUUGGACAAGUAUGUGAUCAAGUAUCAGCAAGAAGCUCCUGAACUACUGAAGGUCAAAGAACUCUCAGGUGGAAUUGUUGACUGAUGCAGAUGUGAAUGUUCAAAGUUUUCACAGUGGUUCAAAUACUGUACCUUUCGUCUCCGUGGAUCUAUGGUGGUCGAAGUUUUCAUCGGGAAACAGACUGAAAUUUCUUUUUAAGUGUGUCGGCGAAGGUAGUCAGCGACUGGUGACCUUAAAUUCAAGGCAACCGAAUCUUCUACAAUAGUUGCAUUUUACACCUCCUAACAAUACGAUAAGGUAAUAACUCGGGAAUUCCUUGUGGUUCUAUUGUAUGAAGCUGCGCAAAAUGUCAGAAGUGCCAUGCUACUUUCUUGUAAUCGAAGGGGUGAAAAUGGAUUAUUCUUUUUUUUAACAAAAGCAGUCAACUGUAUCCAGGAAACUCCAUUCUCAAGGAUCUAUAAAAUUAUAAAUAAAGGAGGACACUUAGUCUGAACUGUGUUCCAUUCUCAUUGACAUGCCUUCUUCAAUGGAAACUCUUGUGAAGGCAGUGUUGGAUUUGUCUAAUAGGCUUAUCUCUGUGUUCAAACCUGGUGGACCGUUUCUUCCCUCCACGUCAGUAGUUCAGGGUUGUGCUGGACUUGCAAAGCAUAGACUGAAGGAAUUUCACCAAUUCUGAACAGAGACAUUUCAGAUAUGGUGAUUAAGUAGAUGAGUGGUCAAGACUCAAGAUACAAAUCCUCAUGUUAAAAGGAGUUAACAGAUUUGGUUCCUAACAUUCUGGCAAGUUCAUUCUUCUACUUUACAUUGCUUCAUGAUUCAUGAAUAAUAGUCAAGACUCAAGGGACAAGUCCUCAUGUUGAAAGCAGCUAGCAGGUUUGGCUCCUAACAUUAUGCCAAGUUCUUUCUUCUAUUUUACACUGCUUUUGAUCUCCAUUUAGUUAAGACUUGAGAACUAAAAAAAGGAAUAUUAAUGGUUAGUUUCGGCUGGGAUUUUCUUUAUGGUGUUCCAUUUUUUACCUGCUGUAAUUUCGUCUGACUGACAUAAUCCAGUAAUCCACUGAGCCCAAUUGAUUCCACUCAUGGUGCUUAUGUUUUGUAAAUGGUUAUUGGUCCUGGCUCUAUUAUUCAAUUGGUUACUCUGAUUUUCUAACCCAAUUAUUGUUGGAUCAUGGAUCAAGAUAGGAGUGAGAGAGAGAUUUGAACAAAACUCACAUAAAGAUUACAUUGCUUAAAUCACUCUACACUUUUCGUUAAUCAAAAUUAGUCUUAAAUAGGCUUUUACAUGCACUGAAACACUAACCCACAUACUAAUUGUUCCACUAACAUUUAGCUUCUAAAUUGUAGCCUUGUAACAAUUCAACAAACACUAAAACACGUUUAAGUCUCCCUAAUUAAUAGGAGAUAACAUUUACUAACUCUAAACAUAACACAUGUUUUUUUAACCGUGUUUGGAUUAUAAAUCCCAAUAAUUAUGCCUAUUUCAGUUGCCACUCCCAGUCUGUUGACACUCACUACAACUCUCUCAGAUUAACAUUUUAUCCAAGUAACAAAUUCUUAAAUUCAGGAGUAAGGGUAGAUCUAUAGGAUGUAAAUGGAAUAAAUUCUUCCUUCUCAUAAAACUCUAACAUCUCAAAAAUAUCAUUUCCAAACACAAAAAUUUUAAUUUACCGAAAAAAGAAAAUGAAAUGAAGAAAAUUGUUCAAUAAAUUAAAGAGAUUUAACCCAUUAAAGAUAUCACAUCAAUCAAAUACUAGAAAAAUGACAUUAAGAUUGGAAAGUUGGUACAAGAAAGACUGACUCAAAAUUUAAUAAAAUGAUCUUACAAUGAGUAAUUAGCUCCUACAUUUGGUAAUGGCAGAA
This is a messenger RNA of Papaver somniferum (opium poppy), 3049 nucleotides long. RefSeq names its product transcription termination factor MTERF8, chloroplastic-like. NCBI's taxonomy places the organism in Eukaryota, Viridiplantae, Streptophyta, Magnoliopsida, Ranunculales, Papaveraceae. The record is from RefSeq and is a predicted model, not a curated record. Gene Ontology annotation, molecular function: double-stranded DNA binding. Gene Ontology annotation, cellular component: chloroplast. Gene Ontology annotation, biological process: regulation of DNA-templated transcription; chloroplast organization. Bases 128 to 1273 code for a protein of 381 amino acids. The transcript is spliced from 3 exons.